Molecule: messenger RNA, 2131 nt
Organism: Nerophis lumbriciformis (worm pipefish)
Lineage: Eukaryota; Metazoa; Chordata; Actinopteri; Syngnathiformes; Syngnathidae
Product: tyrosine-protein kinase Fyn
Biological process (GO): protein phosphorylation
Molecular function (GO): protein tyrosine kinase activity; protein binding; ATP binding
Source: RefSeq, a predicted model, not a curated record
GGCCACCACAGCAUCAGGCUUCACUGCACUUCUUUUAUUCUCUCCGGACGCCCGCUGGAAUUUAACGUUUGGGAUUAUUGACCGCACAUGAACGGGACCUUUGUUUUGGUGGUACAUAACGCCAUGUGGAGGACAUAAGGAUCCUGAUACGGCGAAAACCUGAGAUAAUGGGCUGUGUGCAAUGCAAGGACAAGGAAACAACUAAACUGACGGACGACAGAGACCGCAGCCUCUCCCAGGCAGGGUACCGCUAUGGCCCCGCCGCCACGCCACACCACUACCCCAGCUACGGGGUCGCCACCAUCCCCAACUACAACUUCCACACACCCGUCGCCCAGGGCAUGACCGUCUUCGGUGGGAUCAGCACUUCUCACACCGGAACACUCCGGACUCGUGGUGGGACGGGGGUCACCCUCUUUGUGGCGCUUUACGACUACGAGGCGCGGACAGAAGACGACCUCAGCUUCAGGAAAGGAGAAAGGUUCCAGAUUAUCAACAGCACUGAAGGGGACUGGUGGGACGCCCGCUCGCUCACCACUGGUGGCAGUGGGUAUGUCCCCAGUAAUUAUGUGGCUCCGGUGGACUCCAUACAGGCUGAGGACUGGUACUUUGGGAAACUGGGCCGGAAGGAGGCUGAGAGACAGUUGCUGUCCACUGGGAACCCUCGGGGUACUUACCUCAUUCGGGAGAGUGAAACCACCAAGGGUGCCUUCUCCUUGUCCAUACGGGACUGGGACGAGGUGAAAGGGGACCAUGUGAAACAUUAUAAGAUUCGCAAACUGGACAGCGGCGGCUACUACAUCACCACCAGGGCUCAGUUUGACUCGCUACACCAGCUGGUUCAGCACUACUCAGACCGAGCCGCCGGGCUCUGCUGUCGUUUGGUGCUCCCCUGCCACAAAGGGAUGCCCCGCAUCGCCGACCUGUCGGUCAAAACCAAAGACGUGUGGGAGAUCCCGCGAGAGUCGCUGCAGUUGAUAAAGCGUCUCGGGAACGGGCAGUUUGGGGAGGUCUGGAUGGAGAGUGCAGAUGGUUUGUGCUUUAAUUUAACGGGCGUGUGUGUCAACUCCAUCCCUGACACUGUGGGCUUGAGUCACGAUGCCUGGGAGGUCCGCAGAGACACACUUGAAUUGGAAUUAAAGCUGGGGACAGGAUGUUUUGCUGAGGUUUAUUACGGAACCUGGAACGGCACCACGAAGGUGGCGGUGAAGACUUUGAAGCCCGGCACCAUGUCCCCCGAGUCCUUCCUGGAGGAGGCUCAGAUCAUGAAGAAGCUCCGCCACGACAAGCUGGUGCAACUCUACGCCGUGGUGUCCGAGGAGCCCAUCUACAUCGUCACAGAGUACAUGGGCCAAGGGAGUUUACUGGACUUCUUGAAGGACGGAGAAGGACGAGGGUUAAAGUUGCCUAACCUCGUAGACAUGUCAGCCCAGGUGGCAGCAGGCAUGGCGUACAUCGAGAGGAUGAACUACAUCCACAGAGACCUGCGCUCUGCCAACAUCCUGGUGGGUGACAACCUGGUGUGUAAGAUCGCGGACUUCGGCUUGGCCCGACUGAUCGAAGACAACGAAUACACGGCUCGCCAAGGUGCCAAGUUCCCCAUCAAGUGGACCGCCCCCGAGGCCGCCCUGUACGGGAAGUUCACCAUCAAGUCGGACGUUUGGUCCUUCGGCAUCUUGCUGACAGAGUUGGUCACCAAGGGCCGGGUGCCUUACCCAGGCAUGAACAACCGCGAGGUGCUGGAGCAGGUGGAGCGGGGCUACAGGAUGUCGUGCCCCCAAGACUGCCCCCUUUCUCUGCACGAGCUCAUGCUGCAGUGCUGGAAGAAGGACGCGGAGGAGCGGCCCACCUUCGAGUACCUGCAGGCCUUCUUGGAGGACUACUUCACGGCCACCGAGCCUCAGUACCAGCCGGGCGACAACCUCUGAACCUGUGUGGACUCUGGUCUGGAGCUGGACUUCCUGGACUUGCCUCUCUUUUUGUGGGCAUUGGUGAAGCUUCCUGAGCUCAUAUCAGUUCCAUGGUGUCCAAACAUCUUCUCUACACCAGUGGAGGAUGCAAGAUAUUCUUCACUUUGGAGGUCAUGAGGUCAAUCAUUUGUGGUUUUUUCUGACAGAGACCCUUUUUAUCU